Messenger RNA from Cheilinus undulatus (humphead wrasse), 3413 nucleotides. RefSeq names its product dual specificity protein phosphatase 19-like. Gene Ontology annotation, molecular function: JUN kinase phosphatase activity. Gene Ontology annotation, cellular component: cytoplasm. The transcript is spliced from 5 exons. The record is from RefSeq and is a predicted model, not a curated record. The coding region runs from base 279 to 887 and encodes 202 amino acids. Gene Ontology annotation, biological process: protein dephosphorylation; regulation of MAP kinase activity. NCBI's taxonomy places the organism in Eukaryota, Metazoa, Chordata, Actinopteri, Labriformes, Labridae.
GUUGACGCUACUACAGGCCUUUCGGUUCGGCAAUAUCGUUUCAGACGCUUAAUAUGAGCCUUUAAGUUUCAUUAAAAGCUUCUGAAUUAUACACUUUAGCCAUAUAUGUCACAAUAAGGGUUCCUUUUUAAACGAAAAUCAUUUUACAUCGUAAAACAACCGAGCUAUUUUACCGCAAGCUAACCCGACAGCUUGUGCCCAGCCGUGCCCAAAGCCUCUUUCUAAUGAUGCUAAAGGGAUACAUCUAGGAUAACCGGAUUCCCUGAAACCCUGGUAAGAUGCAUUCGCUUGCUCAGGAGAUCCAAGGCUUCACCAAGAACCGUCUGAAGAAACAGUGCACGCAUGUUACCACGGUAACAGGCAGGAAGCUGCUGGAGAGGAGGAGUGAUGGAGGCGAAGGAGAGGUGCAGGUGGAAGAGCUGGAAGAGGGAGGUGGAUUUGGAUUUGUAGAAGACAAAAGUUUGGACCUUCAAGUUGGUGUCGUUAAACCCUUCCUACUACUAGCCUCUCAGGAUGCAGCCCACGACAUUGACACCCUGCGGAGACAUAAGGUCUCCCAUGUGCUAAAUGUGGCCUACGGCGUCAAUAACCUGUUCCAUGACCAACUGGUUUAUAAGACGGUUGAGAUCCUGGACCUCCCAGAGACAGACAUCACUUCAUAUUUUGGGGAGUGUAGCUCCUUUAUUGAUCAAGCACGAGAACAGGAUGGUGUAGUGCUGGUCCACUGUAAUGCAGGGGUGUCACGCUCUUCCUCAAUUGUGAUUGGCUACCUCAUGUUGAGGGAGGGACUGAUGUUUGAUGCUGCAUACAGCCAGGUGAAGCUAGCAAGGCCAUCGAUCCGUCCAAACCCUGGCUUCUAUGAGCAACUAAAGAACUACAAACCAUGAAAAUACAAAUUUUCAUUGCUAUUUUACUUUUUUUUUUGUUUUUUGUUUUUUUUUCCACUUGAAGGCAGCUCUGGUAUCUUAUCGGGGUCUGAGUUCAUAUUACAGUCUGCUACAUAUUUAUGCAUUACACAGAUAUAAAGUUCAAUGUCUUAAAGCUUUGGGUUUUUGGAAUAUUUUUGGAGUACUUUUGUGCUUUCAUACAACAAAUGGGAACAUUGGUAAAGUCUGAAACUGGGGACAGGGAAAAUGGAGAAUGACAUGUGGGAAUGGAUCCCUACAGGCCAGAUUUGAAGCCAGGCUACAUGCUUUGAUGACAACAGUCAAUGAAAAGGGUGUGCAGACAUGACCACCAACACCCAUUUUAAGCUUUUUUUGUUUUCUAUCAUCUCCAAAUCAAUCACAUUUCAAAUACUUUUGGGCUCUUUUGUUACUCAGCUAUGAACUCGCUUUGGUCACUAACUCUUCUAUCUCCCUUUUGGUUCUGAAUCGGCAUAAUUUAGUGGACUUUUAGAGAUUUUGCACUGAAAAUCGCCACAUGGUGCUCCAAAAAAGGGAUUUUUUGAGGGAAAGCUUUUGUGAAAACAAAAGUUUCAGCCCCAUAAAACUAAACACUGAAGGCUGAGAGAAACAGCACAGAUGGUGAUAACUGUGUUAGAUCUACUCUUCAUCAUUAAAGUUGUUCCUUUUUGUAAUUUUAUAAAACUCAUUUACUGGUGCCAUUUAAAAAGAGUUAAAAUUUCUGUUUGAGAAGCCAUGAAAAGCGACGACUUCCACAGUUCAAGUGUUGACCACACGAUUAACAGGUCAGAGUGUGAGAAACAUUUUAAAGUACAAGACCUAACUAACUUUUUUUAUAAUAUCUGGCCAGAAACUUGCUCUUUGUUUUUUUCAAGAACUUUAUCAUUACAGCUUUAUGAAAAUGUCUUCAACAUUAAUUGAAACUUUUUGUUUUCAAAGCUGUCAUCUGCACCAUCUGGCCUUCCAUAAUGAGCCGUCAUAUUGUUUAGUUGUGUUCAAGUAAAUCCAGCAGGGUUUUAUAUAAAUUUGAUAAAUACACUAUAUGGACAAAUGUAUUUGGCCACAGCUGUUAAUUAUUGAAUUCAGGUGUUUCAAUCAGACUUGUUGCCAUGAAAUCAAACACCAAGCCAUGUAGUCUCCAUUUGCAGACAUUUGCAAUACAAAUUGGGAUGUUGUGAAGAGCUCAGUGAUUUCAAGUGGGGCACUGCUGGAUAUUUCACAGUCAACUGUAAUUAAUAUUAUGAGAAACUGGAAGUGUUUAGGAACAACAGCAACUCAGCCACAAAGUGGAAGACCGCGUAAAAUCCUUAGAGUGGAGUCAACGACUGCUAAGGUGCAUGGUACAUAAAAGUUUCCAACACACUGCUUAUUCCAUAGCUGAAGAUUUCUGAACUUGGCACCUGGCAUUAAUGUAAGCACAAAAAUUGCAGUGGGAGCUUCAUGGAAUGGAUUUCCACACUGAUACUGGACAGUGAAACCGUGUUCUGUGGAUUGACAAAUCCCACUUCUCUGCUUGGCAGUCAGACGGAUGAGUCUGGGUUUGGGAGAUGCUGAGACCGUUACCUGCCUGACUGCAUUGUGCCAACUUGGAAGUAUGGUGGAGGAGGGAUAUUAGUAUGGGGCUGUUUUCCAGGGUUCUCUAGUGGAGGGCAAUCUCAAUGCUUCAGCACCCCAUAGACAUUUUGGACAAUGCUAACAGUUUGGAGAAGGCCCUUUUCUACUUCAACAUGACUGUGCCCCAGUGCACAAAAUAAGGACUAUAAAGACAUGAUUUGAUGAGUUUGGUGUUGAAGACCUCGACUGCCCCGCACAGAGCCCUGACCUCAACUCCAUUGAGCACCUUUGGGCUGAACAGGAACAGAGAUUGUGAGCCAGGUCUUCUCGUCAAAAAUCAGGGCCUGACCUCAUAAAUACCUUACAGAAUGAAUGGGCACAAACUCCCACAGAAACACUCCAAAAUCUUGUGGAAAGCUUUUCAAGAAGAGUGGAGGCUGUUAAAGCUGCAAAAGUGGGCAACACCAUAUUAAAAUAUAUGUAUUUGAAUAAAUUGUCAUUAUAGUCCCUGUUGGUGUCUUUGGCAGGUAGCUGAAUACUGUAGUCCAUAUAGUGUAGUUUUUGUUCCUGUGUGCCAUAUAUCCUCUGUUUUUAUUCUCUCUUAAAAAAUACAAGUACUGGGUGAAAACGUGUGCCUGCCUCUUCUUCCACAGCAGUAAAAUCCUUACAUUAGAAUCUCAUUUGUCACAUUUGAAUACUCUUUCUUUUUUCUGUGGUUUCUAAUUAAAGACAUGCAAGUUUCUUUGGGUACAACUUGAUUUUUACUUCUAUCUCCAAUAAACCUAUACACCCAUCAGUUAUAAUGAUUUCUCCCUCUGCUGCGUUACCUCUAUCAAUCUAACAACUUAGCAAAGCUGAUGAGCUAACCUCGCUCCCUUGAAAUAAUUAGCUUGUAAUUAGCUUGUUAGAUAAUGAGGGAAAAUCCAGUCUGCUCACAUGUUAAUCAGCACACUC